AGGAAGCUAAAAUAUCCUCAGUUUUCUUCUAUUCAUGGCCCACUAAUUUCCUCACUAGACAUUCAAAAAAUCUUCAGUGCAGCAGAGAAAGGAAAAAGCAUUACCUUCAUUAGCACCUGUUGAAGAAAUUCUUUCACUUUGAAGAUCAUGGCUGCUCUUUCUUCCUCCUCUUUAUAUCAUAAAUUCCAUUAUUCUGCUCUUGCUUACCAUUCGAAUUCAAAUCGUGAGUCGAGUUCUUGUUUUACUGCAAAAGCCGUUGGAUAUUCCAGCAGAAGAACUGGCUCUAGCAUUUGUGGAGGACUCAGAAUUCAGAAUGCAGCAACAAAACCUGCAAAAUCACCAGCUGAAGAAGAAUGGAAGAUCAAACGGCAGCUUCUACUUGAGAAAAGGGUAAGGAGUGUGGAUGCUAAAGAAGCAUUGCGGCUUCAGAAAGAAAAUAACUUUGUUAUUCUUGAUGUACGGCCGGAGGCAGAGUUCAAAGAGGCUCAUCCACCGGGUGCUAUUAACGUGCAAAUAUAUAGGCUUAUAAAAGAGUGGACAGCUUGGGACAUAGCUAGGCGAGCUGCAUUUGCCUUUUUUGGCAUCUUUUCUGGAACAGAAGAGAAUCCUGAGUUUAUCCGAAGUGGGAUAUAUACAUAUGAUAUUUAUACUUUUGUUAUCUGUCCUGCUUACAAUAGUAAUUUUUUUUGUAAUCAAAGAAUUCUUUGGCUUGUGCAAGCAGGCUUGGAGUCGAAAAUUGAUAAGAGUGCGAAGAUUAUUGUUGCCUGCUCGGCCGGAGGAACUAUGAAGCCAUCACAAAAUCUUCCAGAAGGCCAACAGUCAAGGUCACUCAUAGCAGCUUACUUGCUGGUUCUCAAUGGUUAUACUAAUGUCUAUCACUUAGAAGGAGGGCUAUAUAACUGGUUUAAAGAAGACCUGCCAUCAGAAUCUGAAGAAUGAAGUCUACUAGAAAACAUGCGAACCAGCUAACACGGUGAUUCGUCUCGUAAUGGACAAUGUGACUCGUCUUGGAUGAAAAUAUUAAUGUAGAAAUGAGUUUCGGCACUUAUUAAGAGCAUAUGUUUUUCCACACUCCAAAGGCUUUUCGUUUGUAAAAUAAAUGUGUCGCCUUGCUUAACGAUUUAAGCAAAGAAAUCAAAGAUCGCGAAUUCAAGUCUUGCU
Olea europaea var. sylvestris is the source of this 1161-nucleotide messenger RNA. Its product is annotated as rhodanese-like domain-containing protein 14, chloroplastic. Bases 148 to 939 code for a protein of 263 amino acids. Lineage: Eukaryota; Viridiplantae; Streptophyta; Magnoliopsida; Lamiales; Oleaceae. The record is from RefSeq and is a predicted model, not a curated record. The transcript has 5 exons. Gene Ontology annotation, cellular component: chloroplast.